UUAUAAAACCACAGGUGUUUCGAGUGAAGAAGAAGGAAGUCUUAAGAAAGCUUAGACCCUCUUCCAGCUGCUGGUUUAACACUCUUUAACAAUGUCGCUUUAUAAUUUUUUGCUGAGUUUUGACCUCAAGUUGAUGUUCUUGUUUAUUUUUGUUUUAAUACUAAUAGCAGACUUCCUCAAAAACAGGAGUCCUCCAAAUUUUCCUCCAGGACCAUUUGCUCUUCCCUUUGUGGGAAGUUUCUUCAGUGUGGACCAUAAAUAUCCACACAUUUAUUUUACCAAGCUGGCUGACAUCUAUGGGAAGGUGUUCAGUAUCCGCCUCGGCAGGGACAAUGUGGUGUUUGUGUCUGGGUACAAAAUGGUGAAGGAAGCCAUUAUAACACAAGCCGAGAACUUUGGGGAUCGACCGUACAGCGCAAUCGGUGACAGAGUUAACUCAGGACCCUCAGGUGGGCUGAUCAUGAGCAGUGGUGAAAUAUCGAAGAGACAAAGACGCUUUGCCUUGUCAACUUUACGUAGCUUUGGCCUGGGAAAAGGCAUCAUGGAGGAGAGUGUCUGUGAGGAAGUCCGACACCUGCUGGAGGAGAUAGAGAGAGAGAAAGGUCAACUAUUCAGCCCAGCAGGCCUCUUCGACAACGCUGUGUCCAACAUCAUUUGCCAGCUGGUGAUGGGGAAACGCUUUGACUACAGCGACCACAAAUUCCAGGCAAUGCUGCAGUAUCUGUUCGAAAUGAUCUCGCUGCAGGGUUCUUUGUGGGGUACGCUGUAUGAGUCAUUCCCUAGAGUGAUGAAGCACUUGCCGGGUCCUCACAACAAAAUUUUCAGCCAUAACAAGGUCCUCCUUGACUUCAUUGGUGAGGAGGUAAAGAUGCACAAGAACAACGUGGACCACAACAAUCCCCGGGACUACAUUGACACCUUCAUCACUGAAAUUGAGAAUCACAAAGACUCUGAGCUGGGCUUCACUGAGACCAAUCUGACUGUGUGCUCUCUGGAUCUGUUCCUGGCUGGAACAGAGACAACCUCCAGCACUUUGCUGUGGGCCUUGGUUUUCCUUAUCAAUAACCCAGAUAUCCAGUACAAAGUCCAUGCAGAGAUAGACCAAGUGAUUGGACAGACCCGCCAGCCCACUAUGGCAGACAGACCCAACAUGCCCUACACUGACGCUGUCAUCCAUGAGAUCCAGAGGAUGGGAAACGUCGUUCCUCUCAAUGGAUUCAGAGUGGCUGCCAAGGACACAACACUGGGCGGUUACUUCAUACCCAAGGGUACACUCUUGUUGCCCAACCUGACCUCUGUGCUGUUCGACAAGACAGAAUGGGAGACUCCAGACAGCUUCAACCCAGGACACUUCCUAGAUGCUGAGGGAAGGUUUGUGAAGAGAGAAGCUCUCCUGGCUUUCUCUGCAGGGAAACGGGUGUGUCCCGGAGAAAGCCUUGGCAAGAUGAUGCUAUUCUUGUUUUUGGUCAGUUUACUACAGAGGUUCUCUUUCUCUGUUCCUGAUGGGGUAGAGCUGAGUACAGGGGGAACUACUGGCCUUACACAUGCACCGCAGCCCUACAAGGUUCACGCCAAGGCUCGCUGAAUUAUGCAACUGACAAGACUCAGCAAAACACCUAAGGAGAGAAAUCUGUAGUGACUUAACCUUUCACUGUUGUAUGAUUGCCUCAUGUGCUGAGGACCUGUUUAUUCUUUCCUGUAUUUAUUUCUGGGUGAUAAACAGUGUUGGGGGAAGCAUAGCUUUACAAGCUAUCAAUUACAAUAAAACUACCCUAAUGUUAUAGUUUAGUUCAGUACACUUAACAAAGUUUGCCCUGGAAGUAUUACAUUCUCACUUAAACUUAAACACAUCAAAUAAACUAUAAAAAUGUACAAUAUACUAAUACUGUAUUUAUCUAUCUGACAAGCUGUUGGAUCUUUAACAACAUGGUCAUUAACUUAUGACAUUGAUAACCUGUUGAUCCAUUAGGAGUUAUAUAACAGCAAUGCUUAUACAACAGGAGAUUAUGAUAUAUAAUGCAUUAUUAGAUUAUGAUGUCUCAUACAUUAGUUCCACGUGAUUUCCUUCACAUGUCACAAAAUCAAAUAUCACUUAAACACAAAUCAAAGCCUCAGUUCAAGUCAAGUCUAGAUUAACCUCAAUAUCCAACAUUAACUUAGUGAAAGUAGGAAAAACGAUCCAAAAACUAAACAUUGUUUUCGCUAUUAGCCUCUUUGAUUUUGUUAUGACUAAAUGAUAAAUAUAUUCUGUAUGAAUACGAGCAUUUAUCUUCAUCUAAAGCUAUGAAAUAUAGCAUAUAGUAAAUACAAGUCUGUUUUAUGUUUUAUUCUGUUCUUAAAUCAAUAAAGGAUUUUCCCAGA
Messenger RNA from Dicentrarchus labrax (European seabass), 2361 nucleotides. RefSeq names its product cytochrome P450 2J6-like. Lineage: Eukaryota; Metazoa; Chordata; Actinopteri; Moronidae. The record is from RefSeq and is a predicted model, not a curated record. The coding region runs from base 92 to 1585 and encodes 497 amino acids. The transcript is spliced from 9 exons. Gene Ontology annotation, molecular function: iron ion binding; heme binding; oxidoreductase activity, acting on paired donors, with incorporation or reduction of molecular oxygen, reduced flavin or flavoprotein as one donor, and incorporation of one atom of oxygen. Gene Ontology annotation, cellular component: cytoplasm; intracellular membrane-bounded organelle. Gene Ontology annotation, biological process: xenobiotic metabolic process.